Molecule: messenger RNA, 3234 nt
Organism: Colletotrichum truncatum
Lineage: Eukaryota; Fungi; Ascomycota; Sordariomycetes; Glomerellales; Glomerellaceae
Product: bifunctional p-450-like protein
Cellular component (GO): cytosol
Molecular function (GO): aromatase activity; FMN binding; flavin adenine dinucleotide binding
Source: RefSeq, a predicted model, not a curated record
AUGUUAGAAACAGUACCAAUCCCGGAGCCUUCAGGGCUGCCGCUUCUCGGCAACAUCAACGAGAUCGACCCUGAAUUCCCACUAGGGUCGAUGAUAUCGUUGGCUGAUCAGUAUGGUGAGGUCUACAGAUUGCGCUUCCCCGGCCGAACCAUUGUGGUCGUCUCAACACAAGCCCUGGUGAAUGAGACGUGCGAUGAGAAGCGAUUCAAAAAAUCAGUCAAUUCGGCAUUAAAUGAAAUUAGAGAUGGUGUACACGAUGGCCUUUUUACAGCAAAAAUGGGCGAAGAGAAUUGGGGCAUCGCACAUCGCGUUCUGAUGCCUGCAUUCGGUCCCCUAUCUAUUCGUAACAUGUUCGAUGAGAUGCACGACAUUGCAACACAAUUAACCCUGAAAUGGGCACGAUACGGCCCUGAAUCGCAGAUUAUGGUGACCGAUGAUUUCACACGUUUAACACUUGAUACCCUUGCCCUGUGCUCUAUGGGCUACCGAUUUAACAGCUACUACUCGCCUGUUCUUCAUCCCUUCAUCGAGGCUAUGGGCGACUUUCUGGUUGAGGCUGGCAACAAACCCCGUCGACCACCGUUGCCUGCUAUGUUCUUCCGCGGGAGGGACCAGAAGUUCAACGACGAUAUUGAAAUCCUCAGAAGCACAGCAAGAGAGGUUUUGGAGUCACGAAAGGCGGAGGGAAGCAAGAGCACUCGUCGCGACUUGCUCACGGCUAUGUUGGAAGGAGUCGAUUCGAAGACUGGAAAGAAGAUGACGGACGAGAGCAUCAUGGACAAUCUGAUUACCUUCUUGAUCGCCGGACACGAGACAACAUCCGGUCUUCUCUCCUUCGCCUUCUACCAGCUCUUGAAGCACCCUGAGGCGUACCAAAAAGCGCAGCAAGAAGUCGACAGCGUUGUUGGAAAGGGACAGAUCAAGGUUGAUCACCUCUCCAAGCUCCCCUACAUCAACGGCGUCCUUCGUGAGACGCUCCGCAUCAACGCCACUAUCCCGCUGUUCACUGUUGAGGCUUUCGAGGAUACUCUUCUUGGGGGUAAGUACCCCGUGAAGCAGGGUGAGACCAUCAUCAAUCUGCUUGCCAAGUCUCAUCUUGAUCCUCUGGUCUACGGCGAGGAUGUUGCCGAAUUCAAACCGGAGCGCAUGUUUGACGACAACUUUAACCGCCUUAACAAGGAAUUCCCCAACUCUUGGAAGCCGUUCGGUAACGGUAUGAGGGCUUGUAUUGGUCGCCCUUUCGCAUGGCAAGAGGCUCUCCUUGUGAUGGUCAUGCUACUUCAAAACUUCAACUUCGUUUUGGACCCGAACUACACUUUCGGUGUCAAACAGACUCUCACAAUCAAGCCGAAGGAUAUGCACAUGCGUGCCAUUUUGAGAGAUAAUCUCACACCGACGACAUUGGAGCGUCGUCUCGCUGGUCUCGCUGAGCCAGAGAAGACCGCUUCCAAUGGCACCGCUAAUGGAGCCGCCAAUGGCACUACCACACAGAGCGAGGGCGAGGGAGGAAAGCCACUGACAAUUCUCUACGGCUCCAACAGUGGUACUUGCGAGGCUCUGGCCCAACGGGUCGCAUCGGAUGCUUCGUCUCAUGGCUUCCGUGCCACCAAGAUCGACUGUUUGGAUAGCGCCAACGGAAGUCUCCCAACUGACCAGCCCGUCGUCAUCAUUACGGCAUCUUACGAGGGUCAGCCUCCCGACAACGCCGGCCAUUUUGUGGCAUGGAUCGAGGGCAUGGACAAGGAGAAGUCGCCGCUCAAGGGCGUCUCCUACGCCGUCUUCGGAUGCGGCCACAAGGACUGGGUGCAGACUUUUCACCGUAUUCCCAAACUCGUUGACAACACGCUUGAGCAGCUAGGUGCUACCCGCCUGGCUGAUGUUGGCCUCACGGAUGCCUCUACUGGUGAGGUUUUCACCAACUUUGAAACUUGGGAGGAUGAUAUUUUGUGGCCGGCGUUGACGAGCAAGUACGACACUACAACCGCUGAUGAUAGCAAGACCAAGGGAGUCAACGUGGUCAUUAGCAACCCUCGCACAUCAGCGCUCCGUCAAGAUGUGAAGGAGGCUUCUGUUGUCAAGACCCAGACGCUCACCAAGGGCGGAGACCCUAAGAGCAUCAAGAAGCAUAUCGAGAUCAAGAUACCUGAGGACAUGACUUAUACGGCUGGCGACUACCUUGCGGUUCUCCCGAUUAACCCCAAGGAGAGCGUGCACCGCGCGAUGCGACGCUUUCACCUUGCGCGCGAUGCUCACCUCAGCAUCAAGACCGACGGGCCUACAUCGCUGCCCGUUGACAGCUCAGUUCCCGCUAAUGACCUACUGAGCUCUUACGUCGAGCUCUCGCAGCCCGCUACCAAGAGGAACAUCCUUGUCAUUGCAGAGCAUGCAAAGGACGAAGAGACAAAGUCCGCACUGAGCCGCCUUGCGGGAGAUGCUUAUGCGGAUGAGAUCAGCGCCAAGCGCGUUUCUGUUCUGGACCUGCUUGAGCGUUACCCGUCGAUCGACCUACCCAUCGGUGUCUUCCUUUCGAUGCUGCCGCCUAUGCGCGUCAGACAAUACUCCAUCUCUUCGUCUCCCAUGGCUCACCCCUCCAACGUCACGCUCACUUUCUCCGUCCUUAAUGAGCCAUCCCUCUCAGGCCAGGGCCCAUACAUCGGCGUUGCCUCCUCUUACCUGGAUUCACUCGCCGCGGGCGAUACUCUGCAUGUCGCCAUCCGCCCGUCUCACGCCGCGUUCAGUCUCCCUUCUGACCCCGAGAGAACCCCUAUGAUUUGCGUUGCUGCCGGUACCGGUCUCGCUCCUUUCCGCGGCUUCAUCCAGGAACGCGCGACCAUGAUUGCCGCGGGUCGCACCCUGGCACCUGCACUUCUCUUCUUCGGCUGCCGCUCGCCCGACCAUGACGACCUUUACCGCGAGGAAUUCGAGCAAUGGGAGGCUGCCGGUGCUGUCUCUGUUCGCCGCGCCUACAGCCGUGACAGCGACAAGAGCGAUGGUUGCAAACACGUGCAAGAUCGCAUGUGGAAGGAUCGCGAAGAACUAGUUGACCUCUGGAAGCAGGGUGCGAAGGCGUACGUUUGUGGUUCCCGUGGCGUGGCCGAAUCGGCCAAGGAGACCAUCAUCAAGAUCAAGGUCGAGAUGGAGCAAGCCAAGGGUGAGGAGACGGACUCGGAGCAUGUCAAGGAUUGGUUCGAAUCGUUGAGAAAUAUCCGUUACGUCACGGAUGUGUUUGACUAG